UAUUAGUUUACUGUAGUAAUAUCAAUGUUUAAAAUUAAGAUAAAAUUACGCAGUUUAUUUUGAGAAGGGGAAUGCGUAUUUUACAGUGAUAAUUUUAAGAUAGGGAAUGAAUAGGUCCAUCUUCCAUACGUUGUCAACAUGGCUUUUUCUGCAUUUAUAUUUUUUCUUAAGAUGGUUGAGAAAAAGAUUUGAAAUUGCAGAAAACUUCAUAAAAAAUAAAUAUGAAAACAGACUAAAUCAAGAGAAUAAACCUGAGCAAUUUCAAUCCGCAAAGGAGAACAAUAGUUUUUCAUACGAAAAUACCACAUUUUACGAAGAAAAUGAAAUAUGCGAGCGUAGGCAUGAAAACAAAUCAAAUGAGGUAGAAAACUCUACAUUUUCUGAUAUACUGGAGCAAGAUGAACCUACAGAUGAUUUUAUGAAGCAACGUUUAGCUUCGCACGCGGCUGUGGAAGAUAAAGUGACAGAACGCUCAUUUAUGGUUACUUCAGCUUCUUACACGGUACCAAUACGUUCAUUGGCAGAAACUGCAGCUUCUAAUAAAGUGCUUGAAGAUACAGUAACACAAUUUUCAUUGAAGGAAAGUUCAGCUGCUACUGUCACCAAAGAAGAUAUAUCAAUUAAACGUUUAUUGAAGAAAAGGUCAGCUUCUAACACAGAUAUAGAAGAUACGAUGACAAAAUACCAACUAAAUGAAAGUUUAUUCUCUCUUGCAGUCGUAAAAAAUACAAUGAAAAAUGGUUCAAUGAUGGAAGGUUCAGCGUCUCGAUCUGUUAAGGCAGAGAGAGUAAGAACAAUUUUAUCUGAAAUCGAUGAUAAAGAUUUACGUCAAAUGUUAAAACUGCAUGAAAACUCUGAAGAAUUAAUGAUUGCACUAGGUUCGGAAGCACCUCGGUCACUUUCAAAAGAUCUAAUGAAUAGUCUUCAUAAUAACGGAUAUCUUUCUGAACAUAUUAGUUAUGAUGAUACUGUUAAUGUUUGUAGUGACAUGUACAAAACAUACCUUGAAGUAUUUGGAGGUUCAGAAUUUUGGGUUUAUGGACUUUAUGUUAUCUUAAUUGAGCAGUUCAAAGUAGAUGCAGGUACCAAAUCUGACAAACAGAAAAAUAAAUUACGUAUAUCUGUGGUUUCGUCUGAAACAUUCGAAGAAGCCUUGAGGCGCAGUCAGAUACAAACAAUUGAGUUAACAUACACAAAUGUUUUUUCCAAGUGA
Molecule: messenger RNA, 1213 nt
Organism: Mercenaria mercenaria
Lineage: Eukaryota; Metazoa; Mollusca; Bivalvia; Venerida; Veneridae
Exons: 3
Coding region: 107-1213 (368 amino acids)
Source: RefSeq, a predicted model, not a curated record